Gekko japonicus is the source of this 225-nucleotide messenger RNA. RefSeq names its product tripartite motif-containing protein 15-like. NCBI's taxonomy places the organism in Eukaryota, Metazoa, Chordata, Lepidosauria, Squamata, Gekkonidae. The record is from RefSeq and is a predicted model, not a curated record. The transcript has a single exon. The annotation marks the transcript as partial.
ACAGAGAGAGAAAGACAGAAAAUUAAGGCAGAGUUCAAACAACUACACCAGUUUUUGGAAGCACAAGAGCGCCACCUGCUGGCGAAACUAAAAGAUCUGGAUGAUCGGAUUGAGGUCAAGUGGAAUGCACACAUUGACAAACUUUCUGCAGAAAUUUCUGCUGUAGACCUCCUUAUCAAGGAAAUGGAGGAGAAACAGAAACAGCCAGCAAAUGAAUUCCUGCAG